GGUUUGAAUCAUAAGUAACCCUAUCCAAAUAUCUUAUUUAGGUCUUAAUUUUAGAUUCAGAUUCAACAUAAUAGCAAAUCGGACCGGAUCAAUCUGGCAUAGUUACGGUCAUAGUACCAACGAUUUUUUAUAUAUUUGUUUAAAAAAAUUAAGAAAGAGGAGUACGGGUCAAAGUUGAUGGGAUAGGAGGUGCCAACUUCUGAGUCAUCAUCCAUUAUCAUUUGCAACCAUGGUAACGGCACAUUUCGUGCUACACCAAGUUAAUGCUCAACGCGACAAAAUUUCCUGGGUCGAAUUUAUUAUUUUUUGGUAAGUCCUGGCUAGAUUCAAAACCACUGACGUCCCUGGCGACGUCUUCACUAGUCUCACCGUCACUCUCUCUCACUCUACAGGAAGCCACGCCGAUCCGAAGACCGAAGUCGAGACAGCUCGCCAUAUACCACAUACUCGAACCCCUGAAAUCCCUCGCCAAACUCGAAAAAGAAUGGAGGAACCAACCCAACAGCACUUUCUGCUGGCCACCUACGCGGGCCAAGGCCACAUCAACCCCGCCCUCCGCCUCGCCACCCAACUCGCCCGCACGAUCCCCGGCGCCCGCGUCACCUUCUCCACCACUGUCUCCGGCCACCGCCGCAUGUUCCCGUCCGCCGCCUCCGACGGUGAAGUCUCAGACGGUCGCCUCUCCUACCUUCCCUUCUCCGACGGCUACGACGACGGCUUCAAGGGCGGCACAACCGGGCUCAACGAUUGCAUGGCCCAGUCCAAGCUCCACGGAUCCCGUAACCUCUCCAACCUGCUCGGUGACCUCACCGCCAGCGGCCGGCCCGUCACGUGCCUCAUCUACACCAUCCUCUUACCGUGGGCCGCCGACGUGGCACGCGAGCACGGUAUCCGGUCUUUCCUACACUGGAUCCAGCCCGCCAUCGUCUUCGCCAUCUAUUACCACUAUUUCCACGGCUACGAAGGCCUCGUCGCCUCCAAUCGUGGUGACCCACUAUUCGAGGUGGAAUUCCCGGGACUGCCCCCGCUCCGAAUCCGGGACCUCCCGUCUCUCCUCACCAUCUCCGCCGACGAUCCCCUCCACUCGGUGUUCCUGAUCAUUUUGCGCGAGGUAUUUGAGACGGUGGAUCGCGAGAAGACCAAGUCCCACAAACCGAGGAUUUUGUUGAACACUUUUGACGCAUUGGAGUCUGAUGCGCUCUCAGCUGUUGAUGCGAUGCACCUACUCCCAAUAGGGCCGUCGCUGCCGUCUCCAGAAGAGACCACAUCCCAUGGUGAUAUUUUUCAGCUGGAUGGGAAGAGGUACAUGGAGUGGCUGGACUCCAAGCCGGAGAAGUCGGUGGUGUACGUGUCGUUCGGGAGCUUGUCCGUUAUGAGAAAACAGCAGCUGGAAGAGAUGUUGAACGGAUUAGAGGAGUGCGGGCGGCCGUAUCUUUGGGUGGUUCGGAAGGACAACCGAGAAGAAGGAGUCGAGUUGGAGAAAGGAGAGAAGGGGAUGGUGGUGGAGUGGUGCUCUCAGGUGAAGGUGCUAUCCCACCCUUCGGUCGGGUGUUUUGUGACGCACUGCGGGUGGAGCUCGAUGCUGGAGAGCUUGGCGUGCGGCGUGCCGAUCGUGGGAGCACCGCAGAUCUCGGACCAAGGGAUGAACGCGAAGCAGGCGGAGGAGGCGUGGGGGACGGGGGUGAGGGCUGAGGCGAACGACGAGGGAGUGUUUGAGGGGGCGGAGUUGCGGAGGUGUUUGGAAGUCGUCAUGGGGCAAGGAGAGAAGGGGGCGGAGAUGAGGAGGAAGGCAAAGAUGUGGCGGGACAGGGUGCAAGAGGCCGUCGCCAGUGGAGGGCCGUCUGAUCGGAAUCUUCGGGCAUUCGUGGAGGAGAUUGGGAAGGGUGCGUGAAUAUUUUGGAUGGAUAAUAACGACAAUUGGAUGGGACGUACGAGACAGUUCGACCCUGGUUUGAUCAUCACUUGGAUGCCAUUUGCCGCAUGUAUUAUUCUCCCACGAAUGAAAUAUACUUGCAUAUUUCAUAGGAAAGUUGCGCAACAUUUGUUUAA
Molecule: messenger RNA, 2049 nt
Organism: Phoenix dactylifera (date palm)
Lineage: Eukaryota; Viridiplantae; Streptophyta; Magnoliopsida; Arecales; Arecaceae
Source: RefSeq, a predicted model, not a curated record